Molecule: messenger RNA, 3174 nt
Organism: Lodderomyces pseudojiufengensis
Lineage: Eukaryota; Fungi; Ascomycota; Pichiomycetes; Serinales; Debaryomycetaceae
Exons: 1
Coding region: 1-3174 (1057 amino acids)
Biological process (GO): microtubule-based movement
Molecular function (GO): ATP binding; microtubule binding; microtubule motor activity
Source: RefSeq, a predicted model, not a curated record
AUGUCAUCAAUUCCGCUUUUUUUGAAAGUGAAGAGACAAAUUGAUUCUCAGUAUUACAAUGAUUAUCCAUGUUUUGAUGUAAUUAAUGAUAAUUCAAUAGAAUUUAAUGAUACUAAAUAUGAUUUUGAGUAUAUUUAUAAUUCAAAUGAUAAUAAUUAUCACAACCUAAUUGAACUGUCAAAUAAUUCAUGUAUAGUAUUAAUGGGUCCUACAAAUUCAGGUAAAACCACAAUGUUAAAACAAUUGAUUAAUUUAAAAUUAAAAAAAUUAAAUGAAUUAGAAUCACCAGUAUUUAUAUCAAGUUUUGAAAUUUCAAAUAAUAAAUAUUUUACUGAUUUAUUAGAUAUAACAGAUGGUAAUGAAUCUAAAAAAAUUCCAUUUUCAUACAUCACCAAUUUUGAAAAUAAAUUAAAAAGAACAAAACCAAGUCAAGAUUUAAUUAGAAAUAUUUUUAAACAAAGAUUAAGUAAACAAACAGAGUUUAAUGAAAAUUCAUCAAGAUCAUGUUUAAUAAUGACUUUCUUUUAUAAUAAUUACAAAACAACAUUUGUUGAUUUAAUGGGGAAUGAAAAAAACUCAUCCUCAAAUUUAAGUUCAAAUAUUUUUGCAAAUUCAAAUAUAUCAUCAAUAACUCAAACAAUGAUAUUAAAUAAAUCAAAAACAAGUGAAUUAAAAAGAUCUCAUAAUUUAAUUACAAAUUAUAUUUUUAAAAAUAAAGAUUUAAAAAUUAUUUUAAAUUUAGAUCCAUUUGGUGAUUUAUCUUUAAUAAAAUCAAAUUUAAAUAAUGUUGCUGAUGUUGUUAAAAAUUUUAAAUUACCUACUGAACAAAAUGAAUUGAUUGAAAAACUGACAAAAAGAGUUCCAAGUUAUACAUUACCUACAAUGUCUUCUAGAUGUCAUAGUCCUAAAAAGAUUGUAAGACCAUUAUCAGCUCCACAAGUUACGACUAUUCAACAAAAAACUGUCACUACCCAAAAAAGAAAACCAUUAGAACCAAUCAAUAAAAUUAUGAAACCUACAAUUACUAGAAGUAGAUCACCGAUUAGAAAACCACCAGUUCCUAAAAGAGGUCCAUCAAAAGAACAAUUAAUAAUUCAAAAUUUACAAAAUGAACAACAACAAUUAAAACAAAAAUAUUUAAAAUCGAUCGAUGAUAUUAAAAUGGAAAUCUCAGGUUUUAAAACUGAAAGUUCAAAUUUAGUUGAAGCUUUUUCUGAUUUAAAAGAAAAUUUAAUUAAAUUAGAAAAUGAAAACUUGGAAAAAAAUCAAAUUAUUGAAUCUUUUGAACAGAAAAUUGUUCAGCUUACUCAAGAAUUGGAAACUUCAAAUCAAGAAAUUAAGGAAUUACAAACUUUGAAAUCAAAUAAUGAAGAAAGAAUCAUUGAGUUAAACAUUUUAAAAUCAAACAAUGAAGAACAAAUCAAUGAACUCAAAAGUCGAAAAACAACCAAUGAAGAACAAAUUUCAAAACUUGAAUCAAACAUUUCAAAACUUGAAGAAGAACUCAUGUCUAACAAAGAUAGCUUCUUAAAAUCAAAAGAAGAACAAGAAAUUUUAAAUAAUCAAAUUAACAAAUUUACAGAAGAAUCAAAAAAUUUAACAAAUCGUAUAACUUCAUUAAAUGAAAUAAUUGUAGAAAAUAAACAAAUUUUAAUUAAAAGAAAUGCUCAUAUUGUGGAAUUAGAAGAAAAAAUUGAAUUAUUAAAUAAAAUUGUUGAUGAGAAUAAACAAGUUUUAAAUGAUAGAGAUUCACAAAUUGACAAGUUAAGAAAUGAAGCAAGUGAAAAUGAACAAACCACUUCUAGAAAAAUAACUGACUUAGAAAAUCAAAUUAAAUCCAAUAAGAUUGAAUUUGAAACUUUAACAACUGAAAAAGAAAAUUUUAAAUCUGAAAAAAUUUAUCUUGAAGCUGAAUGUGUUAAUAUGAAAAAUAAUUUAGAUUUACAAAAAACUGAAAAAUUAAAAUUAAUUUCGGAAAUUGAAACCUACAAGAAUAACAUUACAAAUAAAGAUACAUUGAUUACCGAUAAAGACAAAAUAAUUAAUGAUUUAAAAAAUUCUGGAAAUAAAAUUGAAGAUCAAAUUCAUAGUAAACAACAAUUGAUUGAAGAUUUGGAAAAGAAAAUAGCUGAUAAAGAUGUUGAAUUAAAAAAUUUAAACAAUUCAUUAACUCAAUUACAAGGGAAAUUGAAUAAGGCUAAUGUGACCGCUCAGCAAUUGAACUCUACUAUUGAAACAAGAAAUUCUGAAAUUUUGAAAUUAAGAGAACAAUUCAAUAAAAAUUUGAAUGAUAAAAAAUCUGAGUUUGAAAAAGAUAAACAAACUUGGACUCAAAAAUUGAAUGCAAAGGAAUUGAGUAUAAUACAAAAGACCAAGGAAAUUGAACAAUUGCAAACAUCAUUGAAGAAAGAAUCAAAUUCUGUGAAGUCCUUACAAUUACAAACUACUGAAAAAGAUAAAAUUCAAGAAGAAUUAACAAAACAAACUUCAAUUAAUAAAGAAUUAUCUGAGAAGUAUGCAAAAUUAAAAACUAGAUCAACAACCAAAACUACUAAAAUUACAGAAUUGGAACAAUCAUUGAAAUCAACAAAUGAGAAAAUUUCACAAUUAGAAACAUCUAACUCAGAACUAAUGAAAUCGAAAGAAAAUUUAAAUAAACAAUUAAAACAAACUGAAGAUUCAAAUAAUUCAUCAAUUACAAAUUUAAAAAGAAAAUAUGAUUCAAUAAUUAAUGAAAAAGAUCAAGAAAUUAAGAGAUUGAAAGUUGUUCCAUCAUCUACAGGUAAUUCAAAUCAUAAUGAUCCUUUUAAUUCUAGUAGUAAUCCAUUAUUUAUUAAUAGUUCAUCACCUAAUCGUGGUUCAAAUAAUGUAGGUGGUUUCAAUCCAAAAGAUAUUUUCCAAGAUUCAAUAAUUGAACCGACUAUUAAUUUUAAAACCACCAAAAAUAAUAAGUCAUCUUCGACUUCACCUAAUAAACCAAAAUCUACAAAUAAUAAGAAUUCAAAAUCUAAUACUCCAAAUAAAUUUAAAAAUGUAUUACAACCAAGUAAUCAACAACUUUCAAGUCCAAUCAAGAGUUCUAAGUUAUCAAAUCUUGUCAACAACAACAAUACUAAAUUAAACAACAAUACUAAUAAAAACAAUUCAUCACCUUUAAAAUCAAUUCAAGCUUAA